UCAUGCCCUGCAUUGGCGUUUGUAUUGAUGACGUCAUGCCAUGCAUUGGCGUUUCCAUUGAUGACGUCAUGCCCUGCAUUGGCGUUUGUAUUGAUGACGUCAUGCCAUGCAUUGGCGUUUCCAUUGAUUACGUCAUGCCCUGCAUUGGCGUUUGUAUUGAUGAGGUCAUGCCCUGCAUUGGCGUUUGUAUUGAUGACGUCAUGCCAUGCAUUGGCGUUUCCAUUGAUGACGUCAUGCCCAGUAUUGGCGUUUCCAUUGAUGACGUCAUGCCCUGCAUUGGCGUUUCUGUCCCUCACUGGUCCAGGCUUCGGCUUGCUGGAACCACUCUUUACGUUUUUAACUUCCGGUUCACGUUUCAGCAACCGCGUCGCCGCCGCCGCCGUUUCUCUGGCCAGGGAGGCGCCCCUCCUCACCGCCAUCGUUUCCAGGGGCGGUUUGCGAACGCAGCUCUUGGGGCGGUGGCAGUUCGCAUCCGAAGAUGUUUUGGCCGAAGAUGCCAUUCCAGUGGUUUCGGUGAGAGCUGUUUUUUGUACAGGGCCUCCUGCUGGACUUUGGCGCGGUUUCUGGAGAACUGUUUUCUCCGCGACGAUUUUAUUGCCCGAGGCAGCUUUCCUCAAGCCUGCUUUGGGAGUAGCUGACACCAUGCUGGGCCUCCUCUUUAUGUUGCUGUGUUUGACAGCGUCAUCGUGUAGCGUCAGCGGCUUAACGAGGGUUCUGGGCGCUGCGGGUUGGGCAGCUUUGACCUCGGCUUGACUCGACUCUUUGUCUGCUAUGGCAUUGACUGGUGGGAAGCUCACGAUCACCGGAGCUGUUCUGGUCAAUGAAGUCUUUGCCCUCGAGGACGACAUCGACGCUGACCGCAGAUUGACCCCGCUUGGGCUUGGUGUUUUUUUAAAACCCCGCGGGUCUUCUGCGGACGCCCGCGGUUGUCUGGUCUGGCCCUGCGGUUGUUCCACUUGAACCUGUGUCUGAUCUGGUGUUGUCUGUGGUUGUUUGGUCUGGCCCUGCGGUUGUUCCACCUGAACCUGUGAAUGGCCUGGUGUUGUCUGUGGUUGUUUGGUCUGGCCCUGUGGUUGCUCUACCUGAACCUGUGGCUGACCUGGGGUUGUCUGUGGCGGAUCCGGGGUCGUCUGUUUUUCAACAGGCGUCUCUGGCUGUCCACUCGGUAUCAGCGAGUGUUCUAAUGCUGGUAUGGACUCAGGGGACGCAUCACAGAAUUGCAGUCUUGA
Messenger RNA from Lymnaea stagnalis (great pond snail), 1229 nucleotides. Lineage: Eukaryota; Metazoa; Mollusca; Gastropoda; Lymnaeidae. The record is from the annotation of a GenBank genome assembly.